Hordeum vulgare subsp. vulgare (domesticated barley) is the source of this 830-nucleotide messenger RNA. RefSeq names its product TPD1 protein homolog 1B-like. The transcript is spliced from 2 exons. Gene Ontology annotation, biological process: cell fate determination. The coding region runs from base 125 to 643 and encodes 172 amino acids. NCBI's taxonomy places the organism in Eukaryota, Viridiplantae, Streptophyta, Magnoliopsida, Poales, Poaceae. The record is from RefSeq and is a predicted model, not a curated record.
UACGCCCAGUGGUGACUCAGGCUAGCAGGGCCGAAGAGGAGAAGGACCAACUACUCCAUCCACGCUCAGGAGUGAGAAGACGUAAUCAGAUCAGCCUCGGAGCUUGAACACGAAGGCGCGGGCCAUGGCGCGCCUUCACACGCAUCCAAGUGCUGCUGUUGUGGUCGUCGUCACCAUGCUCCUGCUCCAAGCUUGCUCUGAAGGUAGUCAAGCAUCAGCAUCUUCCUCGCAGCGGCUGCCUCUGCAUCAGAUGCGCAAGAUGCUCAGCGUCAAUGCGCCUUCCAUGUCAUCGAGCGGCGGAGGAGGCCACUCGGUGGAGCCGUUGGAGCUGGAGGAGUGCUCGCAGGACCUCCUGGAGGUGUCCCAGAUCAACGCGCCGAGCAUGGCCGGCGGCAUACCGGCCUACAGCGUGUCGAUCACCAACACCUGCACCGACUGUCUCGUGUGCGACGUCCACAUCGCAUGCGGCGACUUCGCCUCCAAUGAUGUCAUCGACCCGGCCAAGUUCCGUCGCCUCGGCUUCAACGACUGCCUCGUCAACGACGGCCGGUCCAUCGACCCCAGCUUUCCCGUGUCCUUCCACUACGGCAACUCAUUUCCCUACCCGAUGACAGUCGCGUCAGCCUCCUGUGCCUGUAACUAAGCUAUGGCUAGAGUAUUUUUCUUACGAAUAAAAUCAACUAGAACUCGGCUUCGGGCUGGUGGUCUGAUCGUACUCUUGGAGCUACUGUUAUCUAUGAAUGUAUGUGGCGUCGUCGAGGAAUAGUUGCACCGAGUCCAAUGAAAAUUAUCGUUGCUAUAUAUGAAAUGUUUGGUGCUUUGAUGUUUAA